AUGUCCACACUCGAAGAUCUCGACGAUCUUGAGCGCGAGGAUCAGAGCAAGAAGCAGCAGCAGCAGGGCGGUGGCGGCAACGGCGACGACAAAAAGCCCAGUGGUGACGGCGACGCCGAAAUGCAAGAUGCAGAACCCAAGAAGGAUGAAGUUGAUGAACUUCUAGAUGCAGAACUAGUUGGUGCAAGCACAGAUGACAUCAAGAAACGACGACGGCUACUAGAAAACGAGCUACGGAUCAUGAAAAGCGAGUUUCAGCGGUUGACGCAUGAGCAGAAUACCAUGAGAGAUAAGGUUAAGGAUAACCAAGAGAAGAUAGAGAAUAACAGGCAAUUACCAUACCUUGUCGGAAAUGUUGUUGAGCUCCUGGAUCUUGAUGUAGAAGCAGAAGCUGCCGAAGAAGGAGCCAAUAUCGAUCUAGAUGCUACUCGAGUUGGAAAGUCUGCCGUUAUCAAGACAUCAACCCGUCAAACCAUUUUCCUGCCACUCAUCGGUCUAGUUGAUCACGAGAAACUCAAGCCGGGCGAUCUCAUUGGAGUGAACAAAGAUUCAUAUUUGGUUCUCGAUACUUUACCGGCUGAAUAUGAUAGCCGAGUCAAAGCUAUGGAGGUAGAUGAGAAGCCUACGGAGAAGUACACCGAUGUGGGUGGGUUGAGCAAACAAAUCGAAGAGCUGGUAGAGGCCGUUGUGUGGCCGAUGCAAGAAGCGGAGAAGUUCAAGAAGAUUGGUAUCAAGGCGCCAAAGGGCGCGUUGAUGUACGGACCACCUGGUACUGGUAAGACGUUGCUAGCUCGUGCAUGCGCUGCUCAAACGAAUGCGACUUUCCUCAAGCUCGCCGGUCCCCAACUGGUGCAAAUGUUUAUCGGUGAUGGAGCGAAGCUUGUCCGAGACUGUUUCGCUCUAGCAAAGGAAAAGGCCCCAUCAAUCAUCUUCAUUGACGAACUCGAUGCCGUCGGUACAAAACGAUUCGACUCGGAGAAAUCAGGAGACCGUGAAGUCCAGCGAACCAUGCUUGAACUUCUCAAUCAACUAGACGGCUUUGCUUCCGAUGACCGCGUCAAGGUCCUUGCAGCUACGAACCGAGUCGACGUUCUAGAUCCAGCCCUCCUCCGAUCUGGCCGACUAGACCGAAAGAUCGAAUUUCCGCUCCCCAACGAAGAAGCCCGAGCACAAAUUCUUCAAAUUCACUCGCGCAAAAUGACCACAGACGACGGCGUCAACUGGGCUGAACUGGCUCGCAGCACAGACGAAUUUGGAGGCGCCAUGCUGAAAGCCGUCUGCGUUGAGGCUGGUAUGAUUGCGCUGAGAAAGGGGAUGAACAAGGUCAACCAUGAGCAUUAUGUCGAUGCUAUUGCAGAGGUUCAAUCAAAGAAGAAGGAUACAAACAUGGGCAUUUACGUUUAG
Messenger RNA from Talaromyces atroroseus, 1404 nucleotides. RefSeq names its product 26S protease regulatory subunit 6A. Gene Ontology annotation, cellular component: proteasome regulatory particle, base subcomplex. Lineage: Eukaryota; Fungi; Ascomycota; Eurotiomycetes; Eurotiales; Trichocomaceae. The record is from RefSeq and is a predicted model, not a curated record. Gene Ontology annotation, molecular function: ATP binding; ATP hydrolysis activity; proteasome-activating activity. The transcript has 3 exons. The coding region runs from base 1 to 1404 and encodes 467 amino acids. Gene Ontology annotation, biological process: proteasome-mediated ubiquitin-dependent protein catabolic process.